Amoebophrya sp. A120 is the source of this 1750-nucleotide messenger RNA. Lineage: Eukaryota; Dinophyceae; Syndiniales; Amoebophryaceae. The record is from the annotation of a GenBank genome assembly.
CGCCUCCAGACUGCCUGCUAUGGUCGACUCGGCCCUUCCAAAACGGGGUCCCGGGACUGGCGACCCUUUUGGAGCUCCUGAAUCGACCAUAGCACGCAGUCUAGAUGCGACGUAGACGGUUUUUCUGGGGUUUUUUGUUGGUCAGGGCCACUUUUUGACCGUCUACAUGGACCAUGCCAUGCAGUCUAGUGUCGAUGUAGACGGUUUUUGGGGUACCUUGGAAAUUUGGCCUUGGAGGCAGGCAAAAUUUCCGAGCUCCGGUUUUUUUGUUCAAAAUGGUGAGCAGAUAAGUCGCAAAAUUUGAACAGCAGACGAAUUCCCUAGAGACAAUCAACACAGUUCGCCAGGGCUUUGCGAGGGUUUUGCGAGCCGUGAGCAGGCGCAUCGCUUCACUGUCAAUCAGCUUCGCCUCCGCCAACUGGGUUAGCGCCUUAUUUGCGGCGGCCCAGCCCUCUCGCAGGGAAACCCUGCUGACGUUCCCGCCGGAGAAUUGCCUGACUCUCAGCCGGAAAGUUGCAGACUCCACCCAGCCGGCCUGUUUCUGGGGCGUUACAACCCCGGGCCAGGAACAGUGGUUGUCCAGACAGGUCUCCUCGAACGGCACUUGAUGGAUCGGCAGGACGGCGCCCAGACCUUUUGCACAAGCUAGCGCAAAUGAAUUAAGCUACAAAGGAGUCCCGCAAUAGCUAGCCAUGUGAGUGCGUGUUCUUAUGGCAUUCGUAAUAUCCUCUAGGGUGCUCACAAAAUUUUUUUGUUGCAUUUUCUUAAAACCGUCUACGUCUACACUUUUUCCUGUGAUACGAGUUUGUACCGAUCUACAGAUCCGCACAAGCUGAAACAAUCUCAUUCACUCCUUUAUGGCUCGCUUUGGCUUUUAUGGUUUCUCGAUCUCGAUCUCGAAGAGAUGCUAUCGCGAAGGAGAAGGACAACAAUAAGACAAAAACUCGAACUCCUGUGCUGUAAAUAAGAUCACGCCCGUUCUUCUUGCAGAGUAUGGAUCUUUUUCACCACCGGCUGCAUAUGAAGUGAUUUUGGAUCAAUUUUGUUUCACCAAAGUAUGUCCAUGGUUUAUCUCUUCCAACUCCAAGCAUACCAACAGGCGACACCGAAAAUCUACUAUUUUUAAACUGCGAACAAAUAUUGCUUCACCGAAAAAAACGACCUGUUUUCUUAUCGUAUCUCUUAGCGACUCCGACCUCCGACGCCAAAUAAAGAACAUGUCGGCCAUCGGCAAGAAGCGCAGUCCCGGCGAGUUUAUCCAGGGCGUUGUCGGGAAGGCGGUAAUAGUAAAGUUGAACAAUGGGACUGACUACAGGGGCGACUUGACAUGCUUGGACGGGUACAUGAGAGAAAAUCGAGAUUUGUUUUUCCUUUUUUUUUUUUCGUAGUAAACCACGAUAGUGUGUCCUCGUACUUAAAAACACCUCAUCAACUGCUGUUUCGGUUCCCUUUCGUCCCCAUAACAAACUGACAUUCCCAAAACGACCAAAACCAGGUACAUGAACGUGGUCCUGGACAAUGCACAGGAAUUUAGCCCAACCGGUGCUGUGGUCGCAAACUACUCAAGUAACUUGUUCCUCCGAGGGAACAAUGUUCUCUACAUAUCAGCAGACGAAGGGGAUGGGGAAAGGUAAAGACGAACCAUUUGUAUCACACAACGACCGACAGAAGAACAAGUACAACUCUGACAAAAUAUUACUUGAUUACAGAGUAGAACGCCAACGCGCAACCGCAACAUGAUAAAAAGCAU